GUUUUUCCAUUGGCGGAGAUUCACAUAGACUACAUAUAUUCUCUGUAAUUUACCUUCUUCUUUUUUUUUUCUUUUUUCUGAAUUUGGAUCGAAAAUCAUAUAUAUAGAUGAACCCAGAAAGCCUUGUUGCAUCAGCGGCCAUUAACAUAGGCUUGGCCUUGGUUCUUCUGUCUCUCUUCUCCAUCCUCAAAAAACAACCUUCAAACGCCGACGUUUACUACGCACGUCGUCUUUCCAAGAACCACCUUCUUAACUUUGAUUCCUAUUUCACUCUGCGCCGCUACCUCCCCACUGUCUCUUGGAUUUCUCGAGCUUUUCGAGUCACCGAAGAUGAAAUAAUCGAUGCCGCAGGACUUGAUGCUCUUGUUGUAAUCAGAUUCUUCAAGUUUGGUAUCAAAUUCUUUGUGGUUUGCUCUGUAGUUGGAUUGUUAAUACUUCUUCCAACUAAUUAUGAUGGUCAAGAACGACCAUCUAGGACCAAUCAUUCCAUGGAUUCUUUUGCUAUAUCCAACAUUAAGAGUGGUUCUAACAGGCUUUGGGUACAUUUUUCUUGUUUAUGUUUUGUAUCUCUCUAUGGAUUAUAUCUACUAUAUAAGGAGUAUAAAGUGAUUUUGGCUUUAAGGAUUCAACAGCUUCGGCGAGUUAGGCAUCGACCUGAACAGUUUACUGUUCUUGUCCGAGAAAUUCCAUUCUGUGUCGAGCACAAGGCUCGUGCUUGUUGUGUCGAUCAUUUCUUCCUUAAACACCUUCCAUUUACAUACCACUCGUAUCAGAUUUUAUAUGAUGGAAAAGAUCUUGAGGAGUUAUUGAGACAGGCAAAGGUGAUUGCAAAAAACAUAGAGGACUUAAGUCAGGGUGGUGCUGGGGUUGAGAAACACAAAAGAGAAGCUUCACUCUUGGAUCAAUCUGAAAAGGAUGUUGCAAAACUAUCUUUGCAGCAGGAAAAGCUUGAAGAACUUCGACUCAAGAUUCAACAAUUACAGUGUGAACAUAUGCUGAAAGAAAAGGAGUUGCCUGUUGCAUUUGUUACAUUCAAGUCUCGGUUGGAUGCUGCACUAGUUUCCCAAUCUCAGCAGCACUCACAUCCACUUAUUUGGAUCACUGAAAUGGCUCCAGAACCAAGGGAUGUAUCAUGGAGAAAUUUGACAAUUCCAUACAGAAUAUUGCCGCUUUGCAAUCUUGUUGUCGUUCUUGCAGCAGCCUUUCUUACACUUUUCUUUGCUAUUCCAGUCACCGCGGUUCAAGGGAUAGCUAAAUUCGAAAAAUUAAAGAAAUGGUUUCCCCCAGCCAUGGCCGUGCAGUUGAUACCAGGAUUAAGGUCUAUUGUAACAGGGUAUCUUCCAAGUUUCAUUCUUAAUGGGUUUAUCUACCUUGUUCCUUUUGCAAUCCUUGGAAUGGCUAAACUAGCUGGCUGUUCCUCCAAGAGCAAGGAGGAGAUAAAAGCUUGCAAUAUGGUCUUCUAUUUUCUGGUGGGAAAUGUGUUCUUUCUGAGCUUAAUAUCGGGUUCUUUACUCGACGAGAUUGGGGAAUAUCUUAGUCAUCCUAGAAAUAUCCCUGCUCACCUAGCCAGCGCUGUCUCUGCUCAAGCAGAUUUCUUUGUGACAUAUAUACUGACAAAUGGGCUAUUAGGGUUUUCAUUAGAGAUUCUUCAACCAGGGUUACUUUCGUGGAAAGCUAUAAAGUCUUGUUGUAGAUAUGGGCGUGGAAAGGAAAAAGACCCUUUUCUCUUUUCAUUGCCUUACUAUAGAGUAAUUCCUUUGGUUGCUCUGUCAGUACUGAUUGGUAUGGUAUAUGCAAUUGUUGCACCACUGCUGCUCCCAUUUCUUGUCGGCUAUUUCUGUCUAGGCUAUGCUGUGUAUAUCAACCAGAUUGAAGAUGUAUAUGACACAGUAUACGAGACUUGUGGACAGUAUUGGCCAUACAUUCAUCACCAUAUUCUUGUCGCAGUCAUUCUCAUGCAAAUUACUAUGAUUGGACUGUUUGGACUGAAAGCAAAGCCAGCUGCAUCCAUUUCUACAAUCCCAUUACUCAUUUUGACUGUGUUGUUCAAUGAGUACUGCAAGAUCCGCUUUCUACCUACAUUCUACAACUACUCUAUUCAGAACGCCAAGGAAAAUGAUGAUCUUGAUGAGAAAAACAAUCAUCUAGAAAUCAACAUUGAGAAUGCAAGCAGUGCCUAUUGCCCACCUUGUUUGCAACCUUGGAACUUCAUGGAGUCAGUGUCAAGUUCUACAGACCCUUUGGUAUCUUCUCAAGAUUUAAAGAUAAACGAUCUAAGCCCUUGAAAGAUCAAGUGAAACUCAAUUGAACUUGUACACUUGAUCAUCUGAUUUCAGAUUCAUCUACGGCUAAGGAGGCAGCCAAUGAGAGUAUCAACAAAUAUUUCGGUGCCAUGAAAAUGCAGGGUUUCUUUUCAUGAAUUUGAGAGUUAUGAAAUGGAGUUGCCAUUAUCAUGAUAUGGUCCACGCUGCAAUUAUUACGAGCUCCUGUUGCAUAAGCUUGAAAGGGAACCGUCAUUUACCAAGCAGAUUUAGACUAAUUUGGUUAAAUUGAUAUUUGCCUUUUGAAACGAGACUUUUCCUCCUCUUCCGUUUAAAUUUUGCAUUUUUUGAAAAAUGAUGUUAAAUGGCACAUGGAAUGCUUUUUAUUGAUUCCUAACUUAGACGACUCAGCGUCCAUAUAAUGUUUGAUAGCCAGCUUGAAAGCAACUUUUUCUUGCAUCUUGAUUUUCAGUAGGUAGAUGGUCCUGUCUUAUUACUCAAUCCAGCUGCUACUAGUAUAUUUUCAAACAAAAAGAGACUUUUUAGCAGGGAAGAUCCAUAUUCAUUUUGAAUAAAAUUGUGCUACUUUUCAAUGGUAAAACACUAUUGUUAUCCUUUUCUAUUUUUCUUUUUUUUUUUUUUCUUUUUUUUUUUUGAAUAAAAACACUCUCGUUAUCCUUAAAAGUAAAAAUUUAUACAUUUUUAGAUAUUCAUAGAGCUCAAUAAGCUUAGGAAAAUUCAUGAUUUUUUUUUUUUUUUUUAAUGUUUCUUGAAUGAAGAGGCACCUUUACAAUAAAAACACAUGAACUAAAAAGCAUAAUCCAAGACAGAAUUAGAGGCAAGCUAAGUGUUUUUCCCUGAUACUUAAGGUGUAAAUACACGAGCUGUACCAUUUGACGGUAGCAAAAAAGCAUACAGGUAGCAGUUAGGAGAGCUCAUUAAUGCAAAAUAAUGGAACAAGAGCAGCAAACUAAGCUAACUAGAAGAAAAGUCACUAUUUCAUAGUUAGAAUUAAUCUCAAGCCUAAUUAUUUUGAGCAAGUCGGUUGAGAGCCUCGUAACACUUUCCUAAGCUUGCUAUAUAUAUUCCACAAUCCGUUAGCACUGAUCACUCACUCAAAGCUCCAUUGACACUUAUCUCGAGCUUUGAUUUGAAAGCCUUUUUCUAUCACUUGGGGUACCCAAAUAGAAGGGUUUCAUAAUGAAGGUCCAUUCUCUUUUCAAUGGAGCAUUUUUGGGCAUCUUGCUCUGCCUCUUUGCUGUGAGCUUCAGUCAUGCUUCUUCAGAGCUCAAUGAGGAAGAUACAUUCAAAGGUUUUCCACAUCCACAUAUACCAGUUUACAAGAAACCACCAGUACAUAUUCCAAAAGUACCAAUCCAUAAGAAACCAUUCCCGCCACAUAAUCCAACUCUAGAGAAGCCACUCCAACCAGACUCAUUCUUUAAGAAACCAGUUCCAGUUUACAAAAAGCCUUAUUAUUCUCAUCCCAUCUUCAAGAAACCACUUCCCCCACCCAUUCCAAUCUAUAAGAAACCACUUCUUCCACCCAUUCCAAUCUAUAAGAAACCAAUUCCUCCAUCCAUUCCAAUCUAUAAGAAACCACUUCUUCCACCCAUUCCAAUCUAUAAGAAACCAAUUCCUCCAUCCAUUCCAAUCUAUAAGAAGCCCCUUCCUCCACCAAUCCCAAUUUUCAAAAAGCCAUUUCCACACCCAGUUCCAGUCUACAAAAAGCCAUUUCCACACCCAGUUCCAGUCUACAAAAAGCCCUAUACUCAUCCAAUUUUCAAGAAACCAUUUCCCAAAAAGCCAUUUCCUCCACCAAUUCCAAAUUAAGGCCUCCUAGAUCAGCCUAGUAAGGUGGGAGGAUGGGGUUUGGGACUUAUAUAUUUAGUAGAGCAAUAAAAACCUUUUAAGGAAACAAGAAAAAAUCCAGAGGGAUGAAAAAAAUAUAUAUAAAAAAAUGAAGGGCCAAAUAGAUGUUGUUGUUAUCUAAUGUUGAUUGUUUAAUGUAAUGCGAUAUUUAAUUAUAUUAUUGCUGUGUAAAAUGGAAAUAUUUAAUUGUAUUAUUGUCGUGUACAAUGGAAUAUUUGUACUAUUAUCCUUACCAUAAUGGAAAUAACUUAUUUUUAUUUUGAA
Messenger RNA from Ziziphus jujuba (common jujube), 4397 nucleotides. Its product is annotated as CSC1-like protein At3g54510. Gene Ontology annotation, molecular function: calcium-activated cation channel activity. Gene Ontology annotation, cellular component: plasma membrane. NCBI's taxonomy places the organism in Eukaryota, Viridiplantae, Streptophyta, Magnoliopsida, Rosales, Rhamnaceae. The transcript has 11 exons. Bases 108 to 2285 code for a protein of 725 amino acids. The record is from RefSeq and is a predicted model, not a curated record.